Molecule: messenger RNA, 1058 nt
Organism: Rhododendron vialii
Lineage: Eukaryota; Viridiplantae; Streptophyta; Magnoliopsida; Ericales; Ericaceae
Exons: 2
Coding region: 239-742 (167 amino acids)
Source: RefSeq, a predicted model, not a curated record
AUGAUUGAGUUAGAUUUGAAUUCUGAUUGUGACCCACAUCUGGAAACGGUUUUGUCGCUAUUGAUAGCGAUUGUUCUUUACUUUUGCAAUUAAACCAAUUACUACUACUAUAUGGGUUUGUUUGUUGAAGCUUGAAACAAAUGGGUAUUCUGCACUCCUGUCGUCGUCAUCAAACCUAAUUGGGUUUUCUUUCUCAAGAUUGAUUUUCCGUUAUUAGUUAGGGUUUUCAAAGGGAUCAAUGGCUCACCCAUCGGACCACAGUUUGUGCAGUCCACGGUUUGUGAGAUGUGGGCUGGUUUUGUUACUUCUGUUUCUGGUCGGUUUCGUUGGGAGACUCUGGCAUUUGGGUGAGGAUUCAAGUGCUCAAGCUUCAUGCCCUUCAUGCGAUUGUGAUUGCUACUCAGAUAUCGGCUCCAUACCCUUAGAUUGUGGUAAAAAUGGUCCUGAAACGAAUGAGGAGAUGCGAAAGGAUGCUAUAAGUUUACUAGCAGAGGAACUUAGUUUACAGAAAGAUGUUGCUGACAAUAACUUGCAACGCACAAAAGCAUUGAUAACUGGCGCAAAGAAAACUUCUUCCCAUUACCAAAAGGAAGCAGAAAAGUGCAAUGCAGGAAUGGAAACUUGCGAAGAAGCAAGGGAGAAGGCGGAAGCAGGACUUAUAGAAGAGUGUAAGCUCUCUGCACUGUGGGAGAAAAGAGCUCAUGAACAUGGUUGGAAGGAUGAAAGAAGGGUAUACCAAUGAGAACUUUUGAAUUUCAUUGAAUGAUUUUAGGAUCCAUUCUUGUGCACCAGAAGUGAAUAUAACCACACUAUAGUUUGGUUAUUUAUUUAUUAGUUAUUCAUCCAUCUGAAAUGUGAUAGUGUUAGAGGCAGAGCUGACUAUUAAAAGACAGGGUAUAGGAACUAGUUGUAGGCUUUUCCCAUGGAUUCUCCUGUUAUACAAAGAUGUGAACCUUAAUGAUACAGAUAUUACAAAUGCUUGUAAGACCAAGAAUUUGAAUUUCCAUAGUACCCAAAAAAAAUAAAAAGGAAUACCGAGAAUUUCGUUUGCUUUUUUU